Molecule: messenger RNA, 861 nt
Organism: Pieris macdunnoughi
Lineage: Eukaryota; Metazoa; Arthropoda; Insecta; Lepidoptera; Pieridae
Source: the annotation of a GenBank genome assembly
AUGAUGGAAAUCUUAAACAGAAUGCAAAAUGAGGAUCUGGAACCAGAAGAAGAAAACCUAGACUCUGAUGAUGAUAAUGAAAUAGAUUUACCCACCAGACUACAGAAUAUUAAUCUAGAUGAUGCAGAUUCUUUAUGGAGUGCAUUAACUAAUGAUGAACGCAAUGAAUUUCAAUCAUUAUUAAAUGGAAGUACUGUAGGAGAUAUUGUGCCUCAUUGGGAGCCCUGGUGGACAUAUAGAAAAGAAAAGAAAUUAGUUGAAGAUCUGCAGCAACCAAAUAAUGAGGAAGAGAUCUUAAACAAGUGUCCUAUUAUUAAAGUAGUUCCUAAAUUCAGUUCAUUAACAAAUAUUAAACCGGCUCCAUCUAUUAGAGUUAAUAUAAUUAAUGUCCUUUCUGCAUAUUCAUUUGUUGUGCGGUAUUUCAAUGGUGAGGUUGAACCAGUGGAGGCUGUGACAUGUAUAUUAAAUAUAUGCGACAGUUUAAACAGCAAUAGCAACUUUGAUGAACCUGACUUAGCCGUGGAAGCAGUGUCACAGAAAUGUUUACAGAGUGAUCUUAUUGAAACAGAUGAAGAAAGUCUUGAAAUUAUGCGUCAUGACACAUUUUUGUUAUAUCAAGGACCAAAUGAAGAAAAUUCACUUUUUUACACAAAAUCAGCACUUUCUGAUUUGAUCGACAUUUUCUCUAAUGCAAAAUCCAAGUCUAAAAUCAAGACAGAAGCCAGAAGUAAAGGAGAUUUUUCAAGAAAGUUUCCAGAGCAUGAUAAUAGUCAUCUCCCUUCAUUAGAUUUAAGUAAAGUUAAAAAAUGUAUAAAGAAGUUAGAAUUUUAUUUAUCAUUUUUAAAUACAUGUGAUAAAUAA